AUGGAUCUGAACAACAUAAAUAAUAUUCUCUUGCAUAAUAAUGAGAAUGUUCUGAGCCGAAGGAAGAGCACUGGGAAGAAGAAGCGCCAGAAGAAGAGGAACAAAAAGAAGAGGAAAAGGAGCAGCAGCAGCAGCUCGGGCUCGGGAUCGGGCUCGGGCUCGGGCUCGAGCUGCUCGUCGGAGAGCGAAUACGAUACGAACGGGGGAACGGUGCUGGCGAUCGCAGGGGAGGAGUUCGUGGUGGUCGCCUCGGAUACACGGAUUUGCAGUGGGCUGAGCAUCGAGACGCGCGACCAGUGCAAAGUGUUCCCGAUGACCCCGCUGGCGAUGGUGGCAUCCACGGGACUGUGGUGCGACACCAUCUCGUUGACCAGCCUGCUGCAGAUACGCAUCCAGAUGUACGAGCAGGAGCACAACAAGCCCAUCUCGACCGAUGCCCUGGCCCAGAUGAUCUCCUGUGUGAUGUACAACCGGCGCUUCUUCCCCUACCACACCUGCACGAUCCUGGCCGGCAUUGACUCGGCGGGCAAGGGCGCCGUCUACUACUACGAUCCGGUGGGCCACAUGGAGCGCUGUCGCUACCGUGUGCUCGGCAGCUCCGGCAAAAUGCUGCUGCCCGCCUUGGACCACGGCCUCGGCUGGGAGCACCACACCCUCCUGCCGCCCGACCAGUAUCCCCCUCUCGACAAAGAGCGUGCCCUGGCGCUGGCUCGCAACUGUCUGCGCGUGGCCUCCGACCGGGAUCUCUUCACCGGCGACACGGGCGUCCUCAAGGUCAUCACCAAGGACAGCAUCGAGACCGAAAUGAUAACCUUGCGCAAGGAUUAG
Drosophila montana is the source of this 828-nucleotide messenger RNA. Its product is annotated as proteasome subunit beta type-1-like. NCBI's taxonomy places the organism in Eukaryota, Metazoa, Arthropoda, Insecta, Diptera, Drosophilidae. Gene Ontology annotation, cellular component: proteasome core complex. The record is from RefSeq and is a predicted model, not a curated record. The transcript has a single exon. Bases 1 to 828 code for a protein of 275 amino acids.